Temnothorax curvispinosus is the source of this 660-nucleotide messenger RNA. RefSeq lists its product as uncharacterized. The transcript is spliced from 2 exons. Lineage: Eukaryota; Metazoa; Arthropoda; Insecta; Hymenoptera; Formicidae. The coding region runs from base 1 to 660 and encodes 219 amino acids. The record is from RefSeq and is a predicted model, not a curated record.
AUGGAAAGUGAGGGAUCAGGAAAUCCAGCACCGCAUAAAAAGAACAGACCUGAUGAACCAUCUCCUUAUAUAGAUUCAGAUUCAGAUAGUGAAGAAGAAAUAUCACCUAGAAGUAAAUUUUUAAAAGCUUUAGACAGUAGCAGUGACAGUGGAACAGUUUCAUAUUAUUAUGAAACCGACUAUGAUACCGACAAUUCAGAAAUAUGUCAAAAAGGUGAAAAAAGGAAACACGAGAGUAGCUCUUCUACCCACAUAAGACGCAGAAAGCGAAAGCAUAAGAGAACAAAGAAGCACCGUAAAGAUUCCAGUCCGAAGAAACUUGACGAAUCCCAUGAUGACACUAAAGACGCAAUGUUGCAUGUGGAUGAAGCUGAAGGGCGCGGCCCGCAAGAGCGUCUUAGCGAUGACGACGCCGCCUAUGAGCCGCUACAGGAAGCAACCGCUCCCGACGACGCACGCGCUUCACGCAAGAGGCCGAGCGAAAGCCACACAACGGGUGUCCCGAAAAAACGAAUCGAUGAUAAAAAAUUUUAUAAUGAAAAAGAAAUGCAUAAACAACAAGAGGAAUCUGAAGAUGAGGCUAUGGAAAUAACAUCACAAUCUAGCGACAGCCAUCAAAACCGCACUAAUAUUGAAACUCUCGAGAUCACAUAUGGAUGA